AUGGUUCAGCUGUGGUGCGUUGCUGUUGUUUGGCGAUGCUAUGGAUUCUUGGGAGACAAAAAGGUAGCACGACAGAUUGGCGAGCAACUUUCCACGACGCAUGUGGCAUUCCACUAUGGUGACAUUCCGUACGGAUAUGUUCCGAUGCCGCAGCCUCCACCAUAUGCGGACACUGUCCUCACCGACAAGCAACCCCUCACCAUCUGA
This is a messenger RNA of Gongylonema pulchrum, 207 nucleotides long. Lineage: Eukaryota; Metazoa; Nematoda; Chromadorea; Rhabditida; Gongylonematidae. The record is from the annotation of a GenBank genome assembly.